Prunus avium (sweet cherry) is the source of this 1280-nucleotide messenger RNA. Its product is annotated as coiled-coil 90B-like protein (DUF1640). NCBI's taxonomy places the organism in Eukaryota, Viridiplantae, Streptophyta, Magnoliopsida, Rosales, Rosaceae. Gene Ontology annotation, cellular component: mitochondrion. The record is from RefSeq and is a predicted model, not a curated record.
AAAAGCCACCCACCCAACCAUGUUUUUUCGCCGCUCUCUCACUUCAAAUACUUUACCCAAACAAAACAUUUUUCUUUGUAAAUCGAAAACAAAUCUAUGGCGCUCUGCAAGCGCGUGCUUCAAACCGGUGCCGAUUCCGCGUUUCUCUUCUCCAGCUUCCGACGAAACCUCUACUCGCCUUCUUCGACGGGCAACAAUGGAUAUGGGCUCUUCAGCAGGCAGAUUUCGGGACUGGUCAAACCGAAUGGGAAUCGCGCGUUUCUUGUGGACACGUUGGCUCUGGUCAGGGGUUUGGAGGCCAAAGGCGUGCCGACGAAGCAGGCGGAGGCUAUCACAGCUGCGAUCACUGAAGUUCUGAACGAUAGCUUGGAGAAUGUGGCUCAUGCUUUUGUUUCCAAAGCGGAAAUGCAGAAGGCUGGAAUGCUACAAGAAUCAAACCUGUCCAAGUUUAAGUCUGAAGUAAAAAGCUCACAGGAGCACCAUUUUUCGAUGUUGCAACGUGAGACUGAAAAACUUCGGGGUGACAUAGAGAAAAUGCGUAGUGAAUUGAGAUACGAGAUUGACAAGGUUACAGCUGGGCAACGCUUGGAUCUAAAUCUUGAAAGAGGGCGCAUACGCGAUGAGCUAGCCAAUCAAAAUGCAGAAACCACCAAUCUCACAAACAAACUUGACCGAGAAAUUCAUACUUUAAGAGCUCAGUUGGAAGCUGCAAAGUACGAUGUGAUCAAAUAUUGCAUAGGAACCCUUGUCUCCAUAUCUGCAGUUGGUCUCGCUGUACUUCGUAUUUUGUUGUAGGAUUAUAGCUACUCUGAUGGUCAAAUGUGACAGAGAAACUCAAAGGUCACUAUUCUUUUCAUGGCAAGGUGAUGCUAGAUCCGUUACAGGGUUAUAGCUACUCUGGUCAUGUCAAUUUGAUUCUAGAACAAUCAGUUAAAUGAAUGGAAAUGUGAGAUUGUGAAAAGCCAAAUCACAGCUGGCCUUGUUUUCUUUCCCCUUUGCCAUAUUUGAGAGGCAAACGAGGAAAUAAAUGAUACAGUCUGCAAUCAAUCUUAUUUGUUAGGAUACUAGUUCUGAAGUCUUAGUUUAGUUCUUACAGGGAAAGCACGACAAGGAAAAGCACUUUCAGCGGCAAAGCUGAUUGGUCGCCUGUUCUUGCAUAUCCCUAAACACUUUGUAUCAGCAAUGUAUGAUGUGGCUGAAGGUAUUGUAACUCUGGCCACCUUUUCAUUCGUUUUUCCAAAUUACUUUACAUACAGAAUUUGCUAUUUGCUUUGUUAAAA